Molecule: messenger RNA, 2515 nt
Organism: Podospora bellae-mahoneyi
Lineage: Eukaryota; Fungi; Ascomycota; Sordariomycetes; Sordariales; Podosporaceae
Exons: 4
Coding region: 1-1929 (642 amino acids)
Biological process (GO): regulation of DNA-templated transcription
Cellular component (GO): nucleus
Molecular function (GO): transcription cis-regulatory region binding; DNA-binding transcription factor activity, RNA polymerase II-specific
Source: RefSeq, a predicted model, not a curated record
AUGGAUCACCAAGCUCCUUCACCACGCGCCUUCUCGCCGUCACCAGCUCCUCGUGCCCAAUCCCCCCCUGUGUCGGGCGACGAACAGCAGCCGAGCUCUCCCACCACCGCCAAUGCCCUCCCCGCAAUUCCCCAGCAGUCGUCACCCGAAUACAGACCAGAGUUUUUGAGAUCAGUGGGGGAGAACGAAAGACACCCCAAGGGCAAGAGGAAACGCACCGCUGCCAAAGACAAGGCGAUCCUCGAGGCGGCCUACAAUGCCAACCCUAAGCCUGACAAGGCAGCGCGUCUCGAUAUUGUAAAACGCGUCUCACUUAACGAAAAAGAGGUUCAGAUUUGGUUCCAAAACAGAAGACAAAACGACAGAAGAAAAUCACGACCCUUGUCGCCGCAGGAGCUUGCGGCCCUCAGAUACGGCGGCAUGCAGAUCCUCUCUUCUGACCCCGCCCCUUACAACACCGCUUUUAGUUCCGAUAUCACCAAUACCUCCCCGCUUCAGUCAUUAUCACGACCCGAGCAGGAACCGACGCCCCCCACCCAGCCAGAUAGACCCGUAUCUCAAGCUGGGGAGGAGGCCGAGCCAGUGGCCGAAGUACCCCGCGAGACUAGCAAGUGGGAGGAACCCCGGGACAACGCUAAGGAGCUGGCUACCCCUGCUCCUAAACCAAGAGCCGCUCACGACCAGUCUUCAGCGCUGUCACAGUCCUUCUCGGCGUCGGUUGGUUAUCUUUCCAACAGGUGGAAUACUGGCAACUCAUUCACGACACCGGCAUCAGUGACGGCUGGUCGUGAUGAGCCCUUCUCCCUCGAAUCCGUCUCGUCGUCAUGCCCACCAGCGUUCUCUGCUGGCUCAAUCCUACCCCCACCAAGCACACAACCCUCUCGUUUCCGCAUCUCCAUGUCGUUGGAAGGCAAGGCCGAAGUUGUAGCCUCGACCAUUUCACCACCGCGUCCCAUUGCUGCUCCACCAACUCCUGACAUGCUGCAGUCACUUCGCUCUAUUCGGCGGCCGAACCUGCAGCGAAGCCACAGUGCUUCUCCUAUUGUCACACUGCCACCCAUUUCAGUUCUCACCAGUUCUCUCACUAGCCACAGCCCACUACCGCCUCGCCUCACUCGUGGAAGGUCAAGAGAUGUGCACGCCUGGGAGUUUGCCUGUGAUGCUGAGAACCGCGAGGAUGCACUUACCGCACAAGCCAAGAAUGAGAGCAAUGGCUCCGCCAUCGCAGCUAUCAGCCUUCUGAGGUCAACCAGCUCAACCGGCGGCAGCCCUCUUCAGCAAAGCAGCAGUGCCAAGCGCAACGCCACCAUCAGCAAGGCCACUCCUCGCCCAGGUGCGGCCAAGAAGGCAAAGCUCGGUAGAGCGUCGAGCAGUGUUGCGAGGAUGCAGUCAGUUUUGGGGCUUAGCGAAAAGGCCAACCAUGACGACCAGCAGGUCGUCAGCAGCACUUCGGAGAAGAUCAAAGUUCACGCACGGCAUUCCCCAUCAGGUCACGAUUCUGAUAAGGAGAACUGGAGCCCUGAUGAAGACGGCAACCCGCGUACUCCUUAUUACUCUCACGCCCAAUCAAUCAUGGGAUCCGCAACCACAGGUCGCCGCCCUCUCUCCUCUUCUGCUACAAGGUCAGAGAAGGAUUACAGGAAGCAUCCCCGCCGCACUCCGGCAAACGACAAGACGGCCCUGAACGACCGAGCUAACACCGCGCCGGUGAAGGGCCGGGGCCAGAGACGUGACAAGCGGGCGGCCCAGGACUCUGUUUUGGAGAUAUUUGAGGAUGAAGAGGCUGAGAACAGGAGCCCUGCUUCUUCGAGGGCUGCUUUGGACGACGAGGUGGAGAGAUUCAUGAGGGGCAAUGUGAGCCCGAGCAAAAAGAGCGAUGUGGAUGCCGUGGCUGGGUUGUUGAGUUUGAGUCAGGGGAACUGGAGAUGAUUGGCUUGCUCCAUCACCUUCCCACUUUGUAUAUGAUCCGGAUGGGCUUUCAAAACAAGGCGUUUAUGUUGGUUUCCAGUGGUUUUGGUGCUCUCUUGUCGGAUCGUUAGGUUGGCAUGGCUACUGGACAGGCGGAUGGAUUGGGGAGUUGUUGUAUUUGUUUUGUGAUACCUGCCCUUUUUCUGUUUUUUUUUGGACCCGCAAAGAGGGCGUGCGUGUUUCAUUGGGGAUUUGGAAUCGCGUCUGGGUUAUCGUUUGUCUCUCCGGAGUCCGGAGGGUACAUACUAAGCUUUUUGUUUCGGGGCGGCUACGGAUGGCUAUUGUCAUUUAUUCAUGUUACACUACAUCAGCUGAAAAAUAGCUGAAUAUGGAGGGGCUAUGGGCGGGUUUUGGGGGAAAUGGACAGCAAGCACGGCGGAUAUGGAAUAAUUACUUAGUGUAAUGAACAAGAACUUUUGGGAGCACUCUAUUUUUGAAGGGCUGUUUUGUUGUUGACUUUAUGUGUGAGGUUUGAGUAGAAAGAGGAAGCUGAGAAAAAAGGGGGAAGUUUGUUUAAGCUUAAAGGGGAUGGUGAUUACUAUGACGU